GUAAAAAGAUCAAUUGGGAAGAAAUGGAAAGAUUAUAAAUGUGACUUAAAGGGUAUAUAUUUGGGACAGUACAAAACCAAAGAUGUUUUAUUGAAGAAUAGACCGGAACGAAUCCCAAGAGAUCAAUGGAUUGGUCUUGUCUCAUAUUGGUUCUCUGAUAAAGCAAAGAAACGUACCCAAGCAAAUAGGAUUAAUAGGGCAAAGCAAAAAAUGCCUCACACGGGAGGAUCCAAAAGCAUUGCAACUUUGAUGGAUGAACUGGCCAAGGAUGGAAUCGAACCUUCACGAGCAGAGAUUUUUCUCAAAAUUCAUAAAAGGCGUAAGGAUGGUAGACCAUUGGAUGAGGAGUCUGCAAAAGCAGUGGAACUAAUUGAAGAGAAGUUGAAUAAUGGCGAGCUAUCUAAUGAAGAAUCUAUUAAUGGUGUUGCUUGGGAAGGAGAUAUUUAUUCUCAAGUAUUGGGAAGUGAUAGAAGUGGUUACGUACGUGGUUUAGGACUUGGUCCAACACCUUCUAUAUUGUGGGGUAAUAAAUCAUCUUAUGGUAAAUUUGUUUCAGAUGCUUUAGCUAAUGAGGUUGCUCAAAAAUUACAACAAGAAAUAAAGGUGCUAAAGGAGAAACAUGAAGAAGAAAUGAAGUUGAUGAAAGAAAAUCAAAAUAAAAUGUUUGCUGAAUUAUCUUUUAUGAGACAAGUUUUGUGUAAGCUUGUUUCAACAGGUUCAUCUAUGACUCAAAAUUUCAAUGAAAAUUCUUUUAUGCAGGUUCCUGAUGCUAAUAGUGGUCAUGAGUUAGCACCAUCCAGCACUUAAAAUCAGAUGGUGUUAUAGGAAUUGGCAUCACUAUAACUGCUGUGGGACUCAUAGUUGGUGGCUUUGUUGCACUGUUAGCCUAGAAGAAUUAGCAUAUUUUGGCUUUUUUUUUAUUUUUUGCAAAAUGUAUUAAAA
Arachis ipaensis is the source of this 942-nucleotide messenger RNA. The record is from RefSeq and is a predicted model, not a curated record. NCBI's taxonomy places the organism in Eukaryota, Viridiplantae, Streptophyta, Magnoliopsida, Fabales, Fabaceae.